AUGGGCACAGCAUCAGCUGGUGGCGCCAGCGAAAACCGCAGGUGGUUUCUCCUUUCGCUGCGUGCUGGUCCAUUCCGGGUGUUCAACCUCUGUCUACGCCGGCAGCCUCUCAACUGGCAAAGCCAGAUCAAUGUCAGAAAGGAGCAGGAGGGCUUCGACAGCGCUGCAGAUCUGGAGCUGGGUCAGGCUGCAACGAGCCGCACCACGGAGCUGAGCUCAAAGAAGCUCUCUGAGAAGAGCAUAGACUGCGAGCAGCCGGAUGACUCCGCCAGUCUGGAGGCAGCCGGUGGCACGGACAUCGAGCUUCAAAGCGCUUUGCGAGAGCUGGCCGGGGAGACGGACUUGAUGUCACGGCUACAUGGGUCGGCGGAGAUUGUGCUGGGAGAACUGGAUGUCCUGACGAGGAUCUGGGAGAGCCAGGCCAUGUUGAGAAGAGGCAAACCCUCCAUGGCCAGCUUUGAAAGAAACUGCCAGAGGAAAUCCUGCUUUGAGACGCGCUUCCGUGCAAUGCUCGGCUCCUGGACUCUCAGCCAGGAGUCGCGGCAUGAGCUCGAGGAGUUUCUCCAGCAUUCCGACACUGUUGAAUUCCUCAACAACGCGACGAUGGUUGCUUUGGAGGACUUCCUGGCUGGAUUUACCGAGAACCUCGAGCAGGCGCGCAAACGACGUGAACUCGUGCAGCUGCUGCAGCGCCGAGAUGUAAGGACGGAGGAGGCCGAGGCCAACAGAGUCCAGGCUUCCGGGCUCUUGGAGGAUGGAGCCCUCAAGGGCCAUCCUGAAAGCCUCCGUGCCGGAGACGCUGGACUCCCCGCGCUGUGCCCGCACGAUCCCUUCAAAUCUUUCGGAUGUGGCGUAAAUCCGGUCAAGAGUUGA
Molecule: messenger RNA, 873 nt
Organism: Symbiodinium necroappetens
Lineage: Eukaryota; Dinophyceae; Suessiales; Symbiodiniaceae
Source: the annotation of a GenBank genome assembly